UCUCUCACAGCUGUUGGGUUGGAACCUGGCGGGAGCCGUGGCCAUCUUUGGUUGGGGCGUCGCCACCGCUGUCGUCAUCUUCGGCAUCAUGAAGUGUUUCGGGGCUCUGCGUGUGGACGGAGAGGUGGAGAUGCAAGGGCUGGACGUCCCGAAGCACGACGAGCCGGCCUACCCACAGGACGGGUACGGCCACGGGUGGCGCCUGGGGUCCGAUAACAGCAAGUACGCAGGCGUCAACAACGACGGGUUCGUCACCGCCUCUGUACCCACCAGCAACCUGGCAGUUCCCGAGAAGCCGAGAGCCCCCAUGACCGCUGUCCCGGCGAUCUAUGACGACGUUCCGUACAUCCGGCAGAUGCAGAUGUCUGGACGGCAACCACGUGACCUGCGCGACCCACGCGAGAUGACAUUAUCACGUGACCCACGCGAGAUGACGCUAUCACGUGACCCACGUGAUAGCGCCAGUUACUACGUGAACAAGCCGUACUUCUAGCCAUUCGCAUCUACCGGAUGUAACGUGAAGGUCAUAAUGGUAUAGCCUGGGUAUACGUAACUUUUCGAUGGAGAACCAGCGAACAAAGGAGGAUCGUAUCCAGGUCAAUCAUGUUUGACUAGCGGUAGUAAAGGAAUUAGAAUGGCAUUUAAAGUAUUCUGACAUUUGACCAGAAUGAUGAUAGACUGAUAUUUAAAGUUCUCUUUUUAUAUAGUAUAGUUUAGAUAACACUUUGUGUAGUGUUUCCAGUGUUAGUUUAUGCUGGAGGCCAUAUGCCAACUAAGAUUUUCAAAAUAGUUUUCUUUAUUAUCACGUUUAUGUAAUAUUUAUCUAUAUAUUUCCCAAGUAUGAAUGGGAAUUGUAUUGGACACAAUAUUGUGCAUUCAGGACAAUCGUGUGCGGAGAGGAUGUGUAUUUCAUCGUCGACACAAGUUGACGAGCCGAUAACCUACACAAGUAAGGAACGACCAUUUAGAACAAUCAUCUGGCUGAUUUAUCUGAUGAACACACGAUGCAUGUUGAGUAAACCGAGGGCCGAUUCUCAAUGCCUAACACUGUAUUUGGCAGUUCCUUUCGGUACAGGCUUAGAAUAUUCCUCUGAAAUUGAUGACAACGUAUAAAGGUAUUCUGUUAGUUAGACCACUGAUGAAAUGUAUUCUCAUCUCGCUGAAGAGCAAAUGUAUGUACAGCAAUAUGGUAAUCAU
This is a messenger RNA of Branchiostoma floridae (Florida lancelet), 1197 nucleotides long. RefSeq lists its product as uncharacterized. The transcript is spliced from 3 exons. Lineage: Eukaryota; Metazoa; Chordata; Leptocardii; Amphioxiformes; Branchiostomatidae. Bases 89 to 493 code for a protein of 134 amino acids. The record is from RefSeq and is a predicted model, not a curated record.